UGCUGUCAAAUGAUUAAUCACGAUUAAUCGCAUCCAAAUAAAAGUUUUUGUUUACUCAAUAUAUACAUUACAUAUUUUUCUUAAAUAUAUACAUGCAUGUGUUUGUAUUUAUAUGUGCAUAAUAAAUAUACACAGUACUCAUACAUGUAUUAUGUGAACAAAAACCUUUAUUUUGGAUGCAAUUAAUCGCGAUUAAUCAUUUGACAGCACUAGUAUUUACACAUUCUUUGUCUGCUCACCGUGUAUGUAUAAUAUUUUACACUAACUUGUUAUAAAUAAAGGUUUUAAAUGGCAUUUAUUGUUCUGUCAAUCUGUGGAACCUUUUCGUUCCACAAAACUGUCGAUUUGUCAGUGUUCUUUUUUUUUUUUUUUUUUUUUAGUCUGUUUAUUUAACUUUCACAAUAAUAACAGGAUACAGAUACAGGAAAAUAUUUUCACCCCGCCCACCCCCCAAAGGGAAAAAAAAAAAACAAAAUGAAAUAAAUACAUUAUAAUAAUGAUAAAAAAAUAAAGUAAAGUGUAAUUAAACAAACUAAAUAAAACAAAAAUAAAAUAGAAAAAACAUAAUACAUAUUGUACUAUAAAGAAUUUCAAGCAUAAUGUCUCGAGUGUAGAAUAUAUGUUGGAGCAUUAAAGUUUAUAGACAUUUCAACCAUUUAUCAAAUGUAUACAUAUACAUCCACAAACAAAACCUUACAGCUAUAAAGUAUAUACACAUACACAUGGUAGUAUCCACACAAAUAAUCACACACUCCUAACUAGAUUCAAGCCACAAUCAUAAUAACAUCUUAAUGCUUAUUUUGACACACUCUAGACAUAUUCAUGUACUGACAUAUUCAGAAACAAAACAAAAAAAAUGAAGGGAUCCCAGAUCUCAGAAAAUAUACCAGUGUUGCCCUUUAAUGUAUACCUAAAUUUUUCCAAAUGAAUGAAGCUCAUAACAUCUCUCAGCCAGUCAUCAAAUGAUGGAGGGAAUUUUUGUUUCCACAUCAGAAGAAUGCACCGUCUAGAUAAUAAUGUUAAAAAGGCAAAAGUCUUUGCAGUAUUUCUAGGCAAACCAGUGACGUUUGAAGAAAGUCCAAAAAGUGCAACCAAAGGGCAUGUAAAAAUGUUCUUAACACAAAGAAAAAUAGUUUUAUUAAGAACUGUUCACUGAAAGGAUCUUUGCUGAAACAAAAAUAGUUCUUCCAUGGCAUCGCUGCAAAAAGCCACUUUUGGAAACUUAAUUUUUGGCAAGGAGGAAAGAGACUAAUUAUAUUUCAUUAUAUUUAUAUGUUAAGUAUCAAAUAAAAUUAGAGGAUCACUUUUAUAAGUUGGCCAUAGAGUGAAUGUAUAAUUAUAAUAAAAGCGGUUAAGUGAGUUUGCCCCACAGCUGCCAUUUUGGGCAAAAGCUCAGUUUAAUAAUUAAUGGCCAAUAAUAAGACAAAAAUGACAUGGCUUUAUAAAUUAUGGAUUUGCCAUCAUUCACUCUAAAAAAAUUUUUUUUAAAAAUCCGUAAAAAUAAAGCACAAUGGUCAGUGCCGAUAGCCUCGUGUUUAGUGCGCCGUCAUACAGCGCAACUGUGCUCGCAGCGACCCAAGUUCGAAUCCCGUCUUGUGGUCCUGUCCCACUUAAGGCACUAAAGCCCAAAAUAUAACUUUAAAAAAUAGAGCACAAUGUACUACAUUAAUAUUAAGGAAUUUUGUGUUUUGAUUAUUUACAGGUGUUUUUCCUGUAUUUAAAAUUUUGUUAUGUUUUAGCAUUAAUGGAAAUGUCUAUAAAAUUAAUGCAUAAUGUCAGUGUCCUGGCAGAAAAUUAACAGUACUUUUUUUUUUUUUUUUCUUUUUUUUUAACAAUGUAUAAUAUGUAAAAAAACUGUGAAUGUGGUCAUUGUCUGCCAUUUAAAAAAAAAAAAUGAGAGCUGCACAUUAUUCACGAUGUUUAUUCUCACAGACAGUUAUACUGUAUAUGAUGGGCCCUGUUUGUCAGAACACUGCUCACAGAAACAGUGCACAAUAGUUUCAUUGACUAAGGGUUGACACAUCUUACCCCACAGAUUCCCGAUUUCAGUGCCAGUUCUGCCAACGUGAAGACUAGAUCAAAUGCAUCAAAUGUCUUACAGUUAUGAGAACUUGAGGAGAAAAAUGCUUGAUCUUUUUCUAUGAAUAAUAAUUCAGUUAAAGAAAUGGCUCAACCAAAAAUGAAAAUUUGCUAAAAAUGUACUCAUUCUUAGGCCAUCCGAGAUGUAGAUAGGUUUGCUUAUUCAUCGAAACAGAUUUGGUGUUAUUUAGCUCACCAAUAGAUCUUCUGCAGUGAAUGGGUGCCGUCAGAACGAGAGUUCAAAUAACUGAUAAAAACAUCACAAUAAUCCACAAGUAAUCCAUGUGACUUGAGUCCAUCAAUGAACAUCCUGUGAAGUGAAAUGCUGUGUGUUUGUAAGAAACGGAUUCAUUAAGGCUUUUAACUUUAAACCAUUGCUUCUGGCCAAAAUACCAGUCCAGAAUACAUAAUAACACUUCCUCCAGUGAAAGGUUCCUCCUUUGGUCCUCUCACAUCAAAAUCCCCCUUCAUAUUUGUUUUGGACUUUUUUAAACUUUUAUCACUUGUAAACUGUAAAAGAGUUAUGGAUAGAAGGCUCUCGUUUUAGCCUGUAGCUAUGUUUGUUAGUUAAAAACAUCUUGAUGGAUUUGCAUAUUAAGGACAGGCAGCUUUUCGCUUGCUAUUCCUUUUAACCCUCUGCACAAAGAAUGACAUCACUACAAUAGCAGUGCAAUAAGAGAGUGUGAAUAACAUUUAUAACAGGCCAGCAGUGAAACUGUCAAAUAUACAUGUAAAUACUGUCCACUUUUUUACUUUUCAGCUCACAAACCGUAACACAGGAUGCACCUGUAAUUAGAUCUCUCACAGACACUAGAGUUGCUUUCUAAUCACGCUGUGUGGAAUAGUCUCUGAAGGUUUUGUUUUUCUUACAUGGGGAUUGCUGGUCAAAAAGCAAGAGGACACUGAACGAUGUGAGGGUUAAACCCAAAAGGUGCCACUAAAACUUCUAAUGGUAGAUGCCCUUCCUUGACUUGACUUUGAUAGAUUGUGUGGUAAAUUUAGGCUAAAUGUAAUGUCAACAGCAAGCCAAACCAGUUGGCAAGACAGUUUAUGGUAUGGGCAGUGUUAAUACAAAACUCAAAGUAAACAAAGUACUCAUCAUACCAGUCUGAUAUGUGAACAACAUUUUUGUUUCAUUUUAGGAGGGUGGCAUCAGGUUUUUAUUUUUUAAUGUAACUGUAGCUGGGAACUUAUUUAAAUUACUUAUUUUAGGAUUUGCAGAGGGGUUUUUUUCUUUCUGGCUGGUUGGUUUUGGAAAGUCAAAUAAUAAUUGACAUUUCGAAAGCAUAAAUGUGUGUUAUAUAAAACCAGUGUGUUAAAAAAAGGGCACAGUAGAUCAUGGAAAAUACCUACCACUCCUGGGUAGUGCAUUUCCGCAUAGGAGUGACAAGAUUAAAAAAAUAAAAAAAUAAAUGAGGGUCAACUUUAAUUCUUUGUGUGUGUGUGUGUGUGUGUGUGUGUGUCAACCAACAGAGUUCCUUACUUUUAGAUUGUAUAAUAUAUCAGUCUAUCAACCUGUUGUGACAGAUCUAUUUGUUACUGUAAAAUGUAGGCUACUGACAUUAAUUAACUCUUGGUAAAAUGGAAGGUCACAUGAUGACUUAAUCACAUGGCAAUUCAAUAAUUUACUGUAAAAAAAAAAAAAAAAGUCUUUAAAAUUUAAAAUACUUUAUAUUAGCCGCCAGCAUGUAAAUAAGACUAGAGCUGGAACAGACACACGAAUAAAUAAUAAUAAUAAAAUAAAACUGAAUAGCCUAAAUAAUCAUAAUAAUGUAGCUUAUGUGUCAGUUCAUUAUCUCCAUCAUUUCAGAAAAACUGCUAAAUUAUCCACACGAGGCAAAAUGCAUGUCCUUUGUGAGAGAACAGAUUUGCUGGUAGAGCUUGGUUUUUGCAAAGCCAAAUCAACUCCCCUCACAUACUGAAAGUAAAAGCAAGCAGUGAGGUGUAGCCAGUUUUGGUGUUUGCCAGACAAUGCCUGAGCCUGUGUAAUCUGAGGACACGUCGAGCGCUUAUUACAGUAUAAAACAUUUUUUGCUUCACAACUUUAAUGUUAUGGAUUAAUAAUUCUUCAGUAAACAUGGAAUAUCUCUUUGAAACAGAUGCUGAAUCGCAAGAUAUUGUCCCAGACCCAAUGUCUGAACUCUUACCUGAAAAUAUCAUCUCAAAAUAUCUCGAGUCAUUGGAGUCUAUUGAAGAUGAUUUCGAUCCGUCCAUCCUUUAUAACUUUUCAGGUGACAUAGACACAACCUCCACGCCAACACCAGAAAAUGCUACUUUCCCAGAUGAAGUGCCAAAAAAAAUACCAAAAGUUGUUGCAAAAACCCCCCGCAGAAAACGCAACAAAAAAGCAACAAAGUACCCUGAAAGUCCCUCAAACGGAAAGACGGCCACCAUUACCCCUGAGAGUAGUUUCCAUCUGAGCUCAAACCCAUUCCAGCAUGUAUUACAUAUUCCCUUCAGCCCCUCUCUUCUCCCCUCUAGUGGAGGUUCACCACUACAAAUCAUCCAGACCAUUGGCCCUUAUACACCACCUCUAUUCGGCACUGUGGUUCCACCAGGGUCUACGUACGUGAUUGUCUCGCCCCAGUGUGUGAGUCCAGGCACUCAGAUAAUUCCUCUUUCACCUGCCAUUGGCACAGUUGCCCCGCCAGAACUCAUUGGUUCUGUUCCUGUUGGCUCAUCCUCAGACAGCGCAUGGCAGGGUUCGCCAACAGUAGACACACUCUCCCCUACAAAAGACCUACAAAAAAACUACGAUUCCACAUCUCCAAAAACCGAAACGAAAAUCCGCCCAGAAGCACCAGAAUGUGUUAAGGACUACAUACAUCACCUAAAAUCUUUCAUGAGAGAUGUCUGCUGCUCAAUGCGUGGGGGAAUGGGAAUGGAGUCACACUACGUGGACACGCAUCUGGUUCAGAGAAAACUCCUUAUCAAAUCUGGCAAGAAUGCAAACAAAUGUCUGGAGAAAGAGCUGGUCGUCCUUAGUAAUUCAGAGCGAAAGAAAGCAAAGCUGGACAGAAGCCAGUUGUUUCCAAACAGUGAUUCCAAACCAAAACAGUCUGUCGCUCUCCUUGGAAAAGCCGGAGCGGGGAAAACCACGUUCAUUCAGCGUUUAUGCUUGGACUGGGCAAGUGGCAGCCUGCCUCAAUUUCAGUUUGUUUUUUUGUUGAACUGUAAAAUUUUAGACUUCACACAAUCAAACUACAGCUUGAAAGGCUUGCUGUUUGAUUUGUCUAUGUCUCCUCGCUGCGAAGACUCGGACUCUGUGUUCAAACGCAUUCUGUCCUGCCCUGAUGAAGUUCUUAUUAUCUUCGACAGCUUUGAUCACAUUAAAGACUUUGAGGGGCUUCUCCAGUCCCCUGCUAAAUCACACACAAACACUAAAUACACAAUCAAACAGCUAUUUUCUGGUUUGUUCCAAAAGGAAAUCCUCUCGGGCUGCAAGCUUCUCAUCGCUACGAGGCCUAAAGACGUUUUAAAUCAGGUUCUGCGAAAAAUGGACAGCCUUUUGGAGCUUUGUGGCUUCUCUCCUGAGGAAAUUGAGCUGUAUACGUCAAAACAUUUUGGAGACGCUUCCCUCCAAGAAAGUGCACUAGAACAGAUUAAGAAGGACAGAUACAUAUUCAGUCUAUGCUCCAACCCGCUGCUUUGUUGGACUACCUGCUUCCUGCUUGAGCACCAAGAAAGCUGCAAUGAAUUGCCUUCAACCCUCACGGAUUUGUACCAAAGAGCGACCUCAAAGCAUCUACAACUAGCUAGCCUUGAAAACAGCACAUUGUGUAAAAACAGAAAACAGCUGGACAUCCCACAAUUGUGCAAAAUGGCAUGGGAGGGAUUCAAGAAUCAUGAUACGCAUGUAAAUCCUGCCAGCUGUACAGAGCUGCUGGACUGCGCUCUUAAAAGUGGCAUACUUACAUCCUACAAAACAUCUGAGGGUCAGGAAAACCACUUUUCAGACCUUUUCACUCAGAACCUCCUGAGCGCUGUGCACCUGGUACAGUCUAAACAGGUGAACGAAAAAAUGGUGGUGGCAAACAGCGUAGUCCAUCAGAAGAAACGAAAGGUUCAGGGAGAGUCGCAGGACGUGCUGCAGAGGUUUAUCAUGGGCUUGAUCUUCCAGAAGGCUCCUGAUGGAGUCAGCAUCCUGGACAGCAGUGUCAACAUAAAAGCCAAAAGAAAGGCUGUCGAAACCCAUCUGGAGAGCAUGAAGCCUAAUGAUUUGGUUCCUGCCAGGUUACUAGAACUGUUCCAUUGUGUUUAUGAGACCAGCAGCACCAAAUUUGCCAAACUGCUGUUGAAGAACCUGCCCGACAAUCUGUCAUUCUAUGGGACGCAGCUUUGCCAAUCGGACGUGUAUGUUAUAUGCCAUCUCCUUCAAUAUGCCAGCACACUGAAGCGGACCUUCUCUAUUAACCUGCAAGAUACAUGCAUUCCCAUCAGUGGCCUGAAAGAGCUUGUGGGACUCAAAUGUAUCAAAGAAUUCUGGGCACAUACAGCAGACACCAUUGGAUUAUGGGAGGACUUGCACCAAAGCAAUGAUGAACUGAACCUGAAAAGUGCCAUUGAGAAAUUCACCUUGCACCCAUUCAAGGCAACCGAAGGGUAUCACAUCGAGAGCCUGCCUGUCCUUGUCCAAAUUCACAGAGAGAAGAAGCUACCAAUGAGUGAAUUUGUGUCUGCACUGGAUGAAGGUGUGCCAGCCCUCCGGCAUCUUCAGAGACUGGAAUUUGAGCUUGGAGUCCAGAACGGUCCUGAACUUCUCCCUAAACUCGUAGAGGUCCUGCCUUCUCUGCAGUCUCUCCAACAUCUGGACCUUGAGAAAAACCAAAUAGGAGACUCUGGAGCUGAGAAGCUAGCUGGCGUUUUACAUUUUUUGGAAUGUCUGAAAUUGCUAAAUCUGUCUCAAAACCUCAUUGGAGAUGCAGGAGUGGAGAAACUAGCUAAAGCUUUGGCAUCAGUCCCUUCUCUACAGAGCCUCAGCCUUUAUGGAAAUGCAAUUGCUGACAUUGGAGCUGAACACCUGGCCUUGGUAUUACCAGACAUGAAUUUCCUGCAGGACCUGGAUGUUAAGUUCAACAAGUUCACAGACAUUGGAGCUACAAAGCUCAGUGCUGCUCUGAAAAACUGCACAGGAAUGAAGUCCCUGGAGAUGUGGAAUGACUGCAUUCCAUAUGGAGUUUUUGAACACCUCCGUCUUCAAGAUCCACGGAUAAGAUCACUUUAACGCACAUUUAAAAAUUACAAGAUUUUUUGUUUGUUUGUUUGUUUUUGUUUUCUCAUCAACGUUUGUCAACAAGGACACUAAACUGCUUUAAAAUGUUGUUUCACUUUCUCAUUGAAAUGACUGUACAUGUGGCUUGUAUUAUGACUGACUUGCACUUUCUGAUGCUUUUGUGAAUAUACUCUUCCACAACAUUAAAGGUACUUUUUAUACUGUAUUUUUUUUUACAAUAAACACAAGUUCUCUGAG
Onychostoma macrolepis is the source of this 7549-nucleotide messenger RNA. It is a transcript of the gene ciita, whose product is annotated as class II, major histocompatibility complex, transactivator. The transcript is spliced from 20 exons. Gene Ontology annotation, biological process: inflammatory response; positive regulation of MHC class II biosynthetic process; positive regulation of transcription by RNA polymerase II. Gene Ontology annotation, molecular function: ATP hydrolysis activity; protein binding; ATP binding. Bases 4127 to 7303 code for a protein of 1058 amino acids. The record is from RefSeq and is a predicted model, not a curated record. Lineage: Eukaryota; Metazoa; Chordata; Actinopteri; Cypriniformes; Cyprinidae.